GUUUUAGUGAAAAGAAGCUAUAUCUGGCAUUUUGGAUAUAUUUUUGAACAUGCAUUUUAUUUGAAACCAACAACAGCAGAUAAAAGAAAUUGAUAACACCAUCUUAGGUGUCGAAAAGGAGUUUAAAAAAUACUUAAAGGUGUGUUGAGUUAGAAAAACUGAAGAUAAAACAAUGGCAUCCACACUGGAUUUUGCUGGUACAGCCAGUAGAGCCUCCCAGUUUCAGACUCAGAUAAGCAAAGAAGAUCUACUGAAAACAUUGGGAAAUCAACUUAAUAUGGACUUUUCUCAAUAUGAAAGAUGGACUCGGAAAACCAAAGUCACUAGGCCUCCACCUCCUCCUAAAGAUGGUGGAAGUAGAAUGUUGAUGGUAGGAAGGGUCAAAUCAGCUGAUUCCUGUCUUCAUGGUAAAAGUCAGAGUCACACAACAUACAGGGAGAAAAAAGAGGCUGCAAAAAUGUUAGAAGUUAACAAAGAAAGAAAUGAAAGGAUAAAAAUACUGGAGUUGAGAAUCAGGACCAGGAAGAAAACCUUGGAGGAAUAUCAGAAAAGAAGUCGGGAACUUUUAGAACAAAAUAUGAAACUGAAAGAGAACAUUGAAAGUGAUGAAUAUGGAACAUUGAAUGCUGUGAAAGGCUUACUUAGAAGAUAUGAAAAAUACAGGGGUGGUAUAACAACUUUAAAUUCCAAUUUUGUGAAAGAAUAUGAAGCAGCUGUGAGAGAUUUAGAAGAAACAAAAAGGAAAACCAACUCACAGCUACAAGCACUGGGAGAGAAAGUUUCAGACGUAGAUGUGUUUCUUAGCAAAAAACAAGAAGAACUCCACACACUCAUGAGUUAUAAAGACAAGGAAUAUCCUGUGAAAGCUAUGAGGAUUGCCACACUGCAGAAAGAAAUUCAAAACCUUAAAAUAGCCAACCAGGAAGACCAAGAGGACCUAGAACACAUAGUAUUCACAGAGUUAGAAAAAUACGAGAAGGAACAAACAAAAACGGCCAGUCUCCUCACCAAAACCAUCACCGAGAGGGCUAUUGCAAGGAUGCAUCCAAGUCUGAAAGAUAUGGCACUUCAGAAUAUGGUGAUGGCAAAGGAAAUAGAGGUACAUAAGAAAGAGCAAGAGGAACUGAUCAAAGUUAAUGAAGCUCUUGAAGCAGAAGUGAAAAAGUUACUACGGGAUCCCAAAACUAACACAAGGCUUCAGAUGUUUCCAGAAUUUUUCCCUGACAGACAAAAAUGCACUCCUGAUAUGGAAGUUGUAUUGGACAUUCCUACACAAGAAUGGCUACCUUUAUAAACUCUAAGUCGGAUGGGUGCUUCUGAUGUAUUUAUUGAAUUUUGGAUAUAUGUUAAACCAUAAUUUGCCUUAUAUUAUUUGUUCUGUUUAUAUACAUAGAUUUUGUUAUCAUGUGAUGAAAAUAAAUUUCAUUCAAA
Messenger RNA from Saccostrea echinata, 1431 nucleotides. RefSeq lists its product as uncharacterized. The transcript has 12 exons. The record is from RefSeq and is a predicted model, not a curated record. Bases 173 to 1294 code for a protein of 373 amino acids. Lineage: Eukaryota; Metazoa; Mollusca; Bivalvia; Ostreida; Ostreidae.